GUUGGUGAUUUUAAAUCUGUUAAAGAGGCAACAAGCUUAGAUUUUGCUAUAAUAAAGGUUGAUGAUUUCAAAUUUGCUAAGGAAAUAACAAUCUUAGAUUUUGCUACAACAAAGGCAUAUGUGUUAUGUUUGAAGUUAGCAUCCACUUGA
This is a messenger RNA of Racocetra fulgida, 150 nucleotides long. The record is from the annotation of a GenBank genome assembly. NCBI's taxonomy places the organism in Eukaryota, Fungi, Glomeromycota, Glomeromycetes, Diversisporales, Gigasporaceae.